AUGGACGGUCAGACGAAGCUCACUCGAACGAAUUCCUCACUCCUCAGCUCAUCCACAACCAUCCGCUCAUCCAUCCACAACUUGUCUUCGGUGAGCGAGAUCGCGCCCGAUUCCGACGCGGAGGAUCUCGAGGAGCAGAAGCCCCACAGCAGGCCGCUUCCAUCACCGGUUCGCUCCGGUGUGGCGGCGCCUGUGGCCGCCGCCUUCCUCCUCCUCUACGCGCUCUUCGCCUUCUUCACUUCGAACGAUUUAGCCACCUCGGAGAGUCUGCUCUCAGCUUUAAUUUUCGUCAAGAUUUUUCUGUGUUUGCUCUCGAGAAACAAAUGUUUAGUGAGCAGGAAUGUCAAUUUCUUCAAGCAAAUCUGCGAUGAGUAUGGGAAGAGGUUAGGAUUUUUGCAUUUCGCUUCGAGAACUCACUCGAAGCCUGUGCAAUGGUUCAUCGGCGAGGCGGAAUCGGAGGAAUUGGAGAGUAGGAAGAUUGUUCGGGAAGGUGUUGAGUUUUACAGCAAUGACGAUUUCUACGCAGGGGAGUUUCAUAAGAGCAUCUCCAGAAAGAAAAAUACGAGCAAAAAUACAUAUUCAUAA
Messenger RNA from Salvia splendens (bonfire salvia), 585 nucleotides. RefSeq lists its product as uncharacterized. The transcript is spliced from 2 exons. Bases 1 to 585 code for a protein of 194 amino acids. The record is from RefSeq and is a predicted model, not a curated record. Lineage: Eukaryota; Viridiplantae; Streptophyta; Magnoliopsida; Lamiales; Lamiaceae.